Messenger RNA from Bacillus rossius redtenbacheri, 866 nucleotides. It is a transcript of the gene ND-SGDH, whose product is annotated as NADH dehydrogenase [ubiquinone] 1 beta subcomplex subunit 5, mitochondrial. The transcript has 4 exons. The coding region runs from base 215 to 757 and encodes 180 amino acids. The record is from RefSeq and is a predicted model, not a curated record. Lineage: Eukaryota; Metazoa; Arthropoda; Insecta; Phasmatodea; Bacillidae.
ACAGAAGAUAUUACGUACUCGAUUGGAGCGCUGCUUUCGUUGCCAGAAAUACAGGAAUAUACUUGUAUCUAAAACCUUUCAAGCUUAAUUAUCUGUGGUUUGGUCUAUUUUUGUUUUGGUCACGAAUUUCUACGAACUUUCUUUCUAAUUUGUAAUUUCAAUAAUAUCAAUACUAUUACGUAUUUUGUGAGAGAGUGGAAGCGUUCCUAUUGAGAUGGUUGUGUGGAGCUCGCUGUGUAAACUAACUCCAAGAAUUGCGUUUCACGGAACCAGGAAUAAUGUGUUGCAGCGUUACAUGAGCAACGAGUUUCGCAUUCAGCCUUCGAGAUGGCAGUGGCACAAGUUCAAAGACUACCUUCAUUUCUACGUGAUGGUGGGGUUGAUCCCCAUUGGACUGAUACUGGGGUACAGCAACAUCUUUGUUGGGCCAGCCACGCUUGCAGAGAUCCCAGAAGGAUAUGUACCUAAGUAUUGGGAAUACUAUCAACAUCCAUUUACAAGGUUUCUAGCCCGUUACUGUUUUCCCAUUCCUCAACAAGAGUAUGAAAAAUUUCUUCAUCACAUAUAUGAGGAAGAAGAAAAGAGGCAGUUAAGGUUACUGCAGAAGAAGAUACUUCAGAAAAUGGGUGAACGUGGAGAUUAUCAAGGGUAUUACUACAGACCAUACACGGAAGUAAUUAAAGGACGCCGUGUUAAUAAGGAGCUCGAGGACGAGCGUAGUAAGAAAGCUGGGAAUUCUGAUUUUGUUGAGUUCUAAAAGCUCUACAUUUUUGUAGAUAUUUUAUUCUUAGCUGAAUUUAUGAACUUAAAACUGUUUAGUCAGGUAUUUGUAGAUACAAGCUGCUUAAUAAAAUUUGUUUUGUGUU